This is a messenger RNA of Trichoplusia ni (cabbage looper), 2004 nucleotides long. RefSeq lists its product as uncharacterized. The transcript is spliced from 5 exons. Lineage: Eukaryota; Metazoa; Arthropoda; Insecta; Lepidoptera; Noctuidae. Bases 1503 to 1991 code for a protein of 162 amino acids. The record is from RefSeq and is a predicted model, not a curated record.
CGUUAUCAGCGAUACCACACGACAGAUUACGUUAUCAGCUCGAUGUGUGCAGAUAUGAAUGGCAAGGUAAAGGCGGCUUGUUGAAAUGCAACCACUUUAAGAAUUGGCAGUCACUAGGUUGACUGACCGUUACGUGAACUGUGAAUCCUCUAUCAAUAAAGCUCAAAUAAUAACAGUCGCACGAAUGUUUUUCAUAAUAAUCCACAUUCAGAUGAACCCUCUUAUUCUUCGAGGUAUAAAAUAUAGGUACGGUUCAAGACAAUAGUUUUAUACGAAUGUUGUUUUUCAAGUACGCUAGGACAUUUCCCUUUGAAACAAAGCCGAGUUUUACAUAACAAACGAUGUAUAGAAACAAUGAAUGAAAGCUGGCUGCCUUCCAAACUAUUUAAGCCGAUUAUAUUUAACUGUGUUUUCGGUGCAACUACAUACGUAUUAUAGCAAAGGUAUUAUUUCUGUCCCUACGACAUCGUUUCUUCUAGUGUUUUCUCCAUGGCCGAAUCCCCUAUAACAUUUUUGAACUAUAAUAGUAUAUUCAUACUAAAAUAAUGCUUAAAAGCGCACUUAUAUGCGGUGAUUCAUCACCAUCGUCAUCACAGCUCUUGUCUUUUCACUGCUGGGUUUAGGCCUUAACUUUUUCGUGUUCUACGUCUUUUUAUUUGGCAAUUACGGUGAUGUAAUAUUCCAAGAACAGCUAUAUCUGUUAUCAAUAUAGGUAGUUUCUGUGCUCGUGUUGAUCAAUCACUCCAAAUGCACAUAUCCCAUGAUAGUACUUUUACCGACUGACAUUUUCCUUUCUCCCGUACUCCUGUAUUUUUUUUCUCUUCAAAUUCUCGAAUAAAGGGCAGCGUAACAAUAGAGCCCAAUUCAGGGAAAUAAUCAAUACAGAUAAUACAAAAACCAUUGAAACGAAUAUUUUGGAAAACUCCCCGCGCUAGUCCAAAUUGUUAUGAUAAAUAAUGUAAUAUCCCUUUACGUAUUGUUAUUUAAAUACGUUUUUUAUAACAAGCUGUUAUAUGUUAUUUUCAUUGAAUGUUCGUUAAGCACUGAAUCAUUGACUCACAUUAUAAGCGAAUCAGUGACUCGUUAAAUUUGAUAUCAUUGUUAUUUAGUGUCCAAGUAUAAUGUUUUAAAAGAAGAUAGCGGUCAGGUCGUAUGUAGGGCAUCGGCGGCGCGCCACUCCACCUCACUGUACAGCUACGAUCUUGGCCUCAAAGCCUGACCGGUUACCUUCUUUGGAAGCAACCGGUUUAACAGACCAACUUCUUUUUAUAACAGUUUACUCUCUAACAUCGAUAUUUGCAUUGACGUACUUAUAAAACGCAUCACGUGAUCAGGCCUCUGAUGUAGUGUGAAUAAUCGGAGUUAUUGUUUUCUGAGAAUGUAAUUGAUGUGAGGGUUAUAAAUAAUAUUUGAGUUAUUAUCUACUUUCACGGAAUAUGGUGUGGUGAUAUCCUCCGUGGUUGCGCAUCCGCGUGACUCAGACUGAGCGGUGAGCGACAGUCAUGCAGGGCGACGCGCGACGAACUCUGAUUCACCGGCGACGAGCGCUGCUGAGCCGCUCGCUGCAGGCGGAGCGCGCCAUGCCGCCAUGCCGCCAUGCCUCGCCAUACUAUUAUGCACAUAUUGAUGUCGCAGGUAUACCUGAAACCAACAAGGAUUUAAGAGCAAUAGACGACGCUUACAGUGAUGACAAGUCAUUAGACGAAAGCGUUGAUGUUGAUCAUGCAAAGUUGAAUGGCUCGAAACACAAGGGUCCUUCAGCUGACUACAACAAAGAUGAAAUUGACAGUCAGCUUGCUAAAGAAGAGCGAACGAUUACGAGACCACUUCAAACUGGUGACACUUUUACUCCAAAGGAGUUGUUACCCAUUACAGUUAAACUAUUGAGCAAAGUUGACGAGAUUGGAGGCAAGUUAAUGAAGAUAAGAAAACACUCAAUUUUUUUCAGCCCAUUGUUUGUAAAGUUUCAUUGUUUUUUUUUGUUUCUAUAGACGGCAAAGGCAU